UCGAAGGCAUAGAUAGCAGCCAUUUAUCCCAGCAAAGUUUGCAUUUUGACUGUUUUUUUCAUGCAGGCAAUAAAUAUUUGAAGCAAAUUUUAUUGGUUCCCAAGUGGUCAGUUAUUUUUUUCAAAACGGGAUCCAUUUAAUCGGAGCUUAGACAGAUUGACUUGAAUGUGGAAGUAGAGUGGACCAUACGUACGUAUUAUGCAGCUCAAACAAUUGUGCACUGUUUGCAGUGAUCAGUUCCUGUGGUUUAAAAAGCUCUCAGAGUCGUUUCAAGUACGAAAAUCUGCCGUUUUUAGUCAAUUUUAUUUCUUCCUUUUUGUAAAUUUUCCCAUCAAUUAUUCUCAUCUGUGGUUUUGUUGGUUUUGGAAAUAGCCAAGAAUAGGAUUAACUUGAAUUAUCCUAGAGUUUGAGGGAGAGAGCAGGUUUGCUGUCAUCUGUCCCUUAAAUGCUCAUUGCAUGAAUAUUUAUGAGACCUACCAAAGUGGUCCAUUAAAAAUUGGUUUUAGUUCUGUGCUAGCCAGCCAACUGCCAAAUAUUGCGCAAUUUCGCGUGAGCGAGUAAGACUAAUUUUCGUAUAUAUUUCAAGUGACAAAAACAAAUUUCUCCUGAAAAAUUGAGUGUAAAAGAAAAAGUGACAGAUUUGAUAAUAAUAAUAGUGCAGUGGUUCUUCGUCUUGUGAGUGCUGCUAAACGACGACCAUUUGAGUUGUUGAUUUAAGGGAACGAUUACGCACAGAUUUUUUGAGACAGAACCACAUGCACAUAUUUCUACCUAACUUUGUGCAAUCCAAUAAUCCCUUUGAUACAGGGAAUGCAGUCAAAGAAAGUGGUGAGAUACUGCCAAUACAGUAAUAUGAGGUGAAAGAAGAGUUGAAUUUCACUCUCAAUUUGUAAGGACGGAUGCAGCAGCAGCAGGCGUGGUGAUGUUAUUUGUGAAAUACACAUUCCUUUGUACGAAGUAAACUUCAAAUCGAAAGGGCAUCGGAAAAAAUCCUUCAGAGAGAAAUAAAAACUGGUCAAAUAAUGGCAGAGAUCAUUAUUUUCGUACAGAUCGUUUUUCUCAAAUUUCACCAAGUUCUUCCAUUUAACUCGUGGCAAUAAAAAAAUAACGAAUGUUGAACAAAAUCAUCAGUCGUUGUGGACGAAUAGGAAAUGUAUACCCGAAAAAUAAAGCUGAUGACAGGAAAAAAGAAGAGCAAAUCUACAGCUCAACCAAUCUCCAAUUGGGGGCCAAGGAUUGCAUUGGCCGAAAAGGAGAAAGCAAUCUCAAGUUUGCCAGAGACCAAGUAUUGCGACGGAAGCGAUGGGGGUGGAGGUGGUGCGGACAAGAGUGACAUUUUGGUGACAGCAAGUAGAAAACAAAAUUCAUACUGCAUCAGUAACAACCUUCAACAGAGAAAUAGUCAUAAUAGAACAAAUAAUGCUCCACAUCCUCCUCCACAGAAUGGUAGGCUCAAUUACAAAAAGGUGUCCAUGUCAUCAUCUUCCAGUCACACUACGGGCUCAUCCGGCAAUAAUUACAUUUACAACUACGCAAGGAAGUCCAGCAGCGGGGGAAGUUCGCAAAAGUCGUUUUUUCUUGCUCAUCAUUCCCAACCUACGCCAUCCUCCAGAUCCAGUCAGAGAAGUUCGAGUAAUAAGACGAGCUAUGGGUCCACUUCGUACCUGUUGGGUGGAUCCCAUAAUUCUGGGUCUCACAUGACCCUUUCUACACUUUCCACCGUUGGUGAAACUCUGAGUCAACCACUAACCCUGUUGAUUCCACCAAUUACCUCGGACAGAUUUGCGGAGCGAGAAGGCGAUUUUGAGGGUGACGAUGGAGGUUACAAUGUGAUGAUGGAGCGAGACCAGGAUUCCUUCCCAAGUACGAAAACCUACUGCAGCAGUCCAGAGGAGGAAGUAGAAAGCAGUGAAAAUGAUGAACGCAGUAAUAAUAUGAAAAAGCAACAGCAUAAACCCAAACCUUUGCCAACUAGUAGAAAGGAUAAAAUGACUAAAAAUGAUGACGUUGGCAAUGUUACGGUUCACGGGAAGCUUGUCGGAGGGAGUAGAAACCCACCUCCGGCCAAAUCGGAACAGAUUUUUGCAAAUCCAGCAAUAAAUCUUGGAAUUUUAAAGUUAUCGACGACCACACCCCUCAUCCAUCAUCAGCAGUAUCACCGACAGCAACAGUAUCAGGUGAUGCAUGAUGAAGAGUAUGACACACAUUGUGAUGCUGAGGAGCUUGGGUUAUUCAAGAAUGACAAAGGAUUGAAUAAUAUGAGACAUGGUCCAAUUGAAAAUAACGAUCGUGAGGGUGAGCACAAAUAUACUCGCUCUGAAGCAUCUAAAGUGUCAAAUGAUACAGAAUCUGCAAUUUAUGAUUUGAGAAACAUUUGUGGCAAUCCAAAGAACAAAAACAACAGCAUCGGAUCAACGAUAUCGUCUUUAGCAAAGUUAACAAUGGUCUACGUUCCGAUGGAGUCACUCCCAAGAAGUAAAUCCGCAGCUGUGCUGAACGCGUCGUUAGAAUUCGAUCCUGAUUUAUCCAAAUUGGUGGAGGAGUCACAAGAGGAACGUGAAAUGAUAGCAGAGGGGGAAAUGAAUUUCCCCACAGCUGGGGACAAAGGUGAUCCAGACAAUGACAGUCUGCUGGAGAGCUUUGAUUCCGUCAUGUUCAAUGAUGGAAGACACAGGGACGAUGGGGGGAAGGCACACCUUCAGCCAAUUUCUAGUCCUUCCUCCCUCAGUUCGGGGAGCAGCAGUUGCAACAGCAGCAGUGAAGUCACUACUCCCACUCAACCCCAGUCUCCAAAUGUGACAAUUACGAGUAUUAAUAAAAGUGAAACAAUUUCAACUCAAAUCACACAAAGUCAUGACACAGCGACGAAUUGCGUAACAAUUGCUUCAAGAAAUGGUCAAAUGAGACAAGCCAAAAGCUCCAUUGUAAUCCCACCGCCACUGCCACCCAAGAAUCCAUCCAUGAUCAAACUGAAAUCAAAACUGAAAUUCAAUGAUAAAAUGUUUGCCAACAUUGCAAAAAGAAACAACAGUUUGAUGCGACCAUCACAGUCGUUUCCCUCACCACCCUCGGCGUCUCAGCGAGAGAUGAGUAUUCGUACAGCCGUGGAAAACCUUGAAAACAUAAUUCGACCACAGUCCACGUCCCCAAAACCAUCUGAAUCAGCCAGCGGUGCAAACAAAGACCACCAAAAGUUAAUGAAACCACCGCAAAAGGCCAACAAAAGAGUCACGUUAACCUUGCCAAAUGAAUGCCUGUCCAAAGACGAACAAGCAGAGCUGUUGUUACUAAAUAAUCUAAUAAGAACUGAUACGGACACUGAAAUCGACGCUUACUCAAGCACAUUUCUUACUUGUGGCCACGUCCUCAAGGAAGAUGAUUACUCGACACUAUCCUCAACUCACUCUCCUCCAAUUAUAUCGACCGUUGCUGCUGCUGGGGAAAACAUGCAUGAUUUUCGCGACCACCACGAGUCCUUUCCAUCUUCCUCGUCCGAAAUAUCCCCCACACUUACGAAUAACCCUGGCAGCAGUGGCAGCAGUGGGGGAGAGGAGACUUUCAAUAGCCCAAGUAUGGAGAAGGAGAAAAAUAGAUCAGUUUUACAGCAGUUGAGAGAACUGUCGAUUCUUAUCGGUGGUGGUGGACCAGGGUCUGGCCGUUCCGAGAAUGAUAAAUUGUUCAGCCAACUUCGUGACCAAAAAGAAAGUUUGUCUACAGGGCGACCAGAGAAUAAGACAACUGUCGUCGUCAAAAGUUUCCGACUCCAUGAAGACGAUUCUACGAGAAAACUGUCGGAUGCGACGGAUAACUCUGCAGAUUCUGGAAAAGGUUCUGGAACUGGGUCUGGAUCUACAUCGGUCUCAAUUUCAGGAUCAUCUCCAUUACAAUCCAGUCCGGAUUCUCUUCAGAUGGAUUCCGUUAAUCAGCAACAACAGCAACUGGACUGUCAUGGAGUUUCGUCUCCUUGUGUAUUCCGCUCUGAUUGCAAUGAAUGCCUAAUGUUCAAUAAACCAAGGAAAGGGUUUCAAAAGCCAAAUAACUCUGUUGAAAUUUGUGGCAAGUCUGAACCUUUAACCGGGUCAAAUAAAUCUUUAAAGAAACAGUCUGCAGGAGUAAGUAAAAAAUCAGCGCCAUCAAAGCUAAUCUUGCGUAGAAAGUCGAGCAGGUGUUCAAAAUCAUCUUCGUCGAAAGCCAGCAGCAAUAAACCGAGUAGGAAAAAGUCAAAGAAUCUCAUUUUAGAGUAUUGUGAGUGCAGCAGUUGUAAUUUUGGAAAGCACAACGAUCGUCACCCACCAUUGCCACCACUGCCAACGCUAAACUCUUUAAUUUCUACGUCAUCCGAGAAAAGUGGUGAAAGCGUUCGAAAGGUCUCCACGACCAGUUCAUCCUCGGGACAUUCCUCUUCCGUGAAAUUGAGCAGAAGCGUCGCAUUUCGCACUUCAUCCCGACUCAAUCCCAGAAACAGCAGUAAAUGUUCUCCCAUUAUUUCCAAUAGUGAAUGCAGCAAUGGAUUGUUCACUAUCGCGGAAGAAGAAAAUGCGUCGAUGGACUCCAAGCUGCGAAACAAGAGCUACAAUGAAAAUUUGAGGAGAAACGCGCAUGCAAAUCAUUCCUCCGAGGCUGGGGGCGACAUUGACGUGUUGACAAAUGGGAGCCCCCACUGGCACCCCGAUUGUUGGCUUGCCGCGGAUCCACUUCUUUCUGGUUGGAGCGACCUAGAAUCGCUCUACUCCCUGAACGCCAAGAAUGAGAAUCCGCUGAGCAUAAACGGCGAGUGUUGGACAUGUUGGACAGAAAUUUCAGAAAUUAAACGAAACAGCGAGAAUCCAAAUGGGACAGUGGAUCGCACAAAACGCAUGUUCAUUUGGCUCAAUAAGCGCCACAAGGAGUUUCAAGCGCCGUGGUGGGAGGCCAAGAAGCAGGCCUCUAUUCGCUGGGUAAUGACAAAAGCACUGAUUCAUGUGCCUAAAGAGUAUUUAAUUGAUCCAUUCAAGGAAUCCAAAAAGUCGAAGCCCAUCAAAUACCGUCUUCGGGAUGAGGUGAUUAAGGGACUAGUGAGUGGAAAGUUGUACAGUUUUGCAUUGGCAAAUUUGUACAAUGAAACGUUAGGAGCGACAAAUGGAGAUCCAGGUCAUGGACUUUGUCUCUGGGAAAUCAUCAAAAUCCUGUCUCGCCGUGGCGUCUAUGUUGCACAACCGUCCGACAUGAAACUCACUGAGGGGACCUUGAGACAGAAACCAAUCAAAAUUGCUGCUCACAUUGCCCUCAUUGAAGCAAUAAUGUGUCUCUACUCGAAAGAGAUUCUUGCCAGAGAACGCAUCAUCGCGACGCUCUUCACCUUUGGGUGCACUGUCAAAUCAGAAACGACGUCACCUGAAAAGCUGGUCAUUGCUUGGAUUAACGCAAGCGUAAUGACACUCAAGAGCUACAUCAUGAGCAGUCGGAACCAUCAACUGUCUCCAGAAAAGCAGAGCCGAUGGUUGCAAGUCCCCAAAGUCGGGGAAAUCCGCGACCUUUGCGACGGGAUUGGGAUUUGCUCCCUGUUUGCCAUUUAUUGUUCCAAUGACCUGACUCCAAUGGAAAUCUCGGUGCCUGAACUUGGGGAGACGCUGACCAUUUACGACUCAAUCAGCAACCACACCCUCGUCCAGAAGCUGUGCGAGGAUCUCUUCCCAGAAACGAUUUAUCACCUCUGUGUCACAGACUUUCUCUACAUUCACGGCUACAUGAAGCAGAAUAUUCUCUGCUUCUUGGUCGACCUCUUCAUCCACCUCGAGGUCAACCCCAUCGUGAGAGUGAAUCGGCUUACCCACGUCCCCAUUAGGGUCGACCUCGCUUAAUCUGAAGUUUGCCAAAUAGAAACUGCUGCGUUACUUAACAGUUUGUAAUACUUAAUAAUGUCGCCUUAAUCAAAUUCAAGCCACCUGCUUACCCACAGCUGAAGUAAAUAAGCAAGAGUCACGAGGAAAUAUGUAUUUAGUAGAGUAUAUAAGACUUGAUCUUCUUUAAUUUUUUGAUGCCAUUGUAGAUUUUAAUCUUGUAAAAUUUCAUUAGAAAAAGUUAAAGAGUGAGAAAAUGAUUUUUUUUGCAUUAUUUUGAAACACCGAAGGAGUGACCACUUUCUCAUCUCGUGUAUUAAAGACACGCGAUGUGUGCUCGAAUCAUAACGAAUCGAAGGCAGUGGAAAAGGAUAGCAUCUUGUUGUUUCGUGUUUCGCUUUUAAUGUCUAAUUAGUGAAUCUUGUAAAAUGGACGUGGUAAUCAUAAGCUGUAUUCCGUGUCAGAGAAAUCCUAUCCGAAUGCAAAUAAAUCAAAACUGCGGCCUUCUUUAAUGAA
Folsomia candida is the source of this 6335-nucleotide messenger RNA. RefSeq lists its product as uncharacterized. The record is from RefSeq and is a predicted model, not a curated record. Gene Ontology annotation, molecular function: microtubule minus-end binding; calmodulin binding. Gene Ontology annotation, cellular component: microtubule minus-end. The transcript has 10 exons. Lineage: Eukaryota; Metazoa; Arthropoda; Collembola; Entomobryomorpha; Isotomidae. The coding region runs from base 1152 to 5840 and encodes 1562 amino acids. Gene Ontology annotation, biological process: cytoplasmic microtubule organization; negative regulation of microtubule depolymerization.